UUCUCCAUUUCAUUCGCUCUUUGACUCGGCCAUUAAUUUCUCUUUUCUGCAAGUCCUCUGUUUUAAUAGUUUUGUAUCUUCAUCUUUAUUAAUCUGCAUUUUAUUGUAAGCACCUUGUUUCCUUCCUAUUCUCUCCAUCCUUUCUAUUCAUAUCUCCAUCGUUUGGUCUCACCACCUCUGCAUCCCUCCAUCUCUGUCGACCAUGAGUCUGAGCCGUACCAAGAGAAUCAGCUCCAGUAACUCUGUCCGGACCAGCGGCGGGUCGAGGAGGCUGAACGGUUUUGGUCCAGGUCUGGGGGGCUUCAGCGGCAUCUCCCUGAGCAGCAGCUCUCUGUACACAGGCAGCAACGGGUAUCAUCACGGUGCCCCGCUGGCGUCGGUGUCGGUCAACAAGAGCCUGCUGGCCCCCCUCAACCUGGAGAUCGACCCCAACCUGUCCAUGAGCCGAGCCCACGAGAAGGAGCAGAUCAAGAGCCUCAACAACCGCUUCGCAAGCUUCAUAGACAAGGUACGUUUCCUGGAGCAGCAGAAUAAGAUGCUGGUGACCAAACUGGAGCUGCUGCAGGGUCAAGGGGUGAACCGAUCUAACGUGGAGCCCAUGUACGAGGCCUACAUGGCGGGUCUGAGGCGUCAGAUGGAUCUGGUCAACAACGACAAGAGCAAACUGGAUGGAGAGCUGAGGAACAUGCAGGGCCUGGUGGAGGACUACAAACACAAAUAUGAGGAUGAGAUUAACAAGAGAAACAAACUGGAGAACGACUUUGUUAUCCUAAAGAAGGAUGUAGACUCAGCCUACCUGGUGAAGGCAGACCUGGAGGAUAAGGUGGGAGCUCUGACUGAUGAAAUCAACCUCCUGCGCAGCAUCUAUGAGGAGGAGCUGCGCGAGCUGCAGGCCAGUAUCAAAGACACGUCAGUGGUGGUGCAGAUGGACAACAGUCGCAGCCUGAACAUGGAGCAGAUCGUCGCUGAGGUCAAGGUGCAGUAUGAAGAGAUCGCAGCCCGCAGCCGAGAGGAGGCGGAGGCCUGGUACAAGAACAAGUUUGACCAGAUGUCAGUGCAGGCCAGCCAGUUUGGAGACGAGCUCCGCAAUGUGAAGGCAGAGUUGGGCGAGGUGAACCGGCUUAUCAGCCGACUGCAGAGUGAGAUUGAAGCUGUCAAAGCUCAGCGUGCUAGUCUGGAGAACCAGCUGGCCGAGGCUGAGGAGCGUGGAGAGCUGGCCGUGAAAGAAGCCAAAGCCCGGACCAGAGACUUGGAAGAUGCACUGCAGAGGGCCAAGCAAGACAUGGCCAGACAGCUGCGAGAGUAUCAGGACCUGAUGAACCUGAAACUGGCUCUGGACAUUGAGAUCGCCACCUACAGGAAGCUGCUGGAAGGAGAGGAAGACAGACUUGGACAACAGUCCAUCCUCAGCAUCCAGGCCAUCUCCAACUACAGUACUAAAAGUAGUAAUGGCUACCACACCACCUCCAGCUCUCCUGCUCCAAAACUGCUGAUAAAGACCACUGAGACCAGACACAAAGCCAAAUACAGUACUCACUGAGAGGACACACACACACACGCAUGCAUCAUGCACCACUCAGUCAAUAAGCCUGUUCUAACAGCUGUCUCCAUGAAGGUGCAGGUGGAGCAUGUGAUUACUAACCUUUACCAACAUCUGUACAUGUAACUGUGGAAAUAGUGCUGGGAAUUUACACAAUAUAAACAUUUUAGUGUUUUGCUGUAGUGUGUCAGGUUGAGUUUGACCGUCACUCAGACUUUAGUUGGACCCAACAAACACAAACAAACACUGUAGUAGACUGCUGUGUUGUUUGUGCUGAGAUCAUAAGAAUAUAAACAUAGUGUAGUACUGCAAAUCAUUGUAGCCAUAUCCUGUAAGAGGUCUACUUGUGGUUUAAUCAUGCAGUUGGUUUGUUUGUUUUGUUUCUUUAACUGAGAACUGGAAAUUUGCUUAGUAUAUUAGGUGAACCUCAAACCUUGAUAGAGCUGUGGUCACUGGUUACUUCUCUGCUUGGAUUUUCAGAGUAAAAUGAGCAAACAGGCUCUGGAGUGUUUUUAGUUUCUGCCUUUUAAAACUAUUUCAAAGAAAACUGCA
Monopterus albus (swamp eel) is the source of this 2092-nucleotide messenger RNA. RefSeq names its product intermediate filament protein ON3. The transcript is spliced from 10 exons. The coding region runs from base 203 to 1540 and encodes 445 amino acids. Gene Ontology annotation, biological process: keratinization; intermediate filament organization. NCBI's taxonomy places the organism in Eukaryota, Metazoa, Chordata, Actinopteri, Synbranchiformes, Synbranchidae. The record is from RefSeq and is a predicted model, not a curated record. Gene Ontology annotation, cellular component: keratin filament. Gene Ontology annotation, molecular function: structural constituent of skin epidermis.